AUGAAGUGCCUGGGAUGGUUCAUAGUAGAGCAGCGCUGCGUGGGGUGUGGAUUGGAACCUUACAGAAUCUGCAAGAGAGUUAAAAUGAAAAUCAUCCUGCGCUCCUUUCUAUGCAGCUGCCUGCUGGCGACAGUAGCACACUCUGUGGAGCUUGAGCCUGAGCUCAAAAAAAGACUAAACACAUGGCUGGGAAGCCGGUUGAGACGGGAUCUUCAUGCUGUCUCUACAGAGCAAAAACUAGUCAGACCUGAAGACUUCAGGGACUCCCUUACACACUCCAGCUCCCACAAUAAUGUCCGCACCAAGAGAUCUAAGGGCUGUGCCCUUGGCACCUGCACAGUGCAUGAUCUGGCACACCGCCUGCACCAACUCAACAACAACAAGCUGAAGAUCGGCAGUGCCCCAGUGGACAAGAUCAGCCCCCAGGGGUACGGGCGCAGACGGCGCUCUGUCCCAGAACACCGGCUGAGUCUCCGGCUGGUCAACGGCAGGGUCAAGCCAGUGUGGAGUCAACGAGACUCUCAGCUCCACAAGCUGGAGGCACUCCUCAGACGGACAUGA
Knipowitschia caucasica is the source of this 561-nucleotide messenger RNA. NCBI's taxonomy places the organism in Eukaryota, Metazoa, Chordata, Actinopteri, Gobiiformes, Gobiidae. The record is from the annotation of a GenBank genome assembly.